CCAGUUUCUCGUAGCUGCUCGUGCGGCGGUAGCCUGCGGCGGCAUUCGAGCCUGCCGUGUAUCUCGCCCCUUCAGUAUGAAGCCGACGACCGUGCCAGCUGCAGCGGCUGCACCUGCCGCAGCAACGUCACCGACGACGCGCGACCACCGUGCAUCCCGCCGCGCCUGCGACGCGCGUCGCCGUUCCUCCUGAUCGUCAGAGUCGCGUGCGUCUCGAAAUUCAGUCCUCGUCUCGCCGCGGGGAUCCUCGCGGGAUCCUCGUCGCGGAAACAAAAGCGGAUCGAUUACCGGCCCUUCGACCCGGAAGGGGAACACCGCGAUAUUCGCCUGCUCUCUCCCUUUGGCGACGAAGAGCGUCGAAAUUCGUUGAAGCGCGUGCCUAUACACGUGUCCCGCCUACGGUGGACAGAGAUAAUUGCGUGUGUAAUAGUCGGCGGCACGCCGGCGAAUCGUCGCAUGUGAAAAAGAGAAAAACUGUGUGCUAAAUACGCGAAGGAGGCGACAACGGCCUGGACUAAAAGUGAAAACCCGUUUCUUCGUCCCCGUUCCUCAUCACGUAUCGGAGCCACGUUCGGUGAUAACCUUGGUAAUUAGGCGGGAGCAAGCGGACUACUCGGAUAGACCGACAAUCAUCGCCGGGGCAAGACUUUGUGAUGCCACCGCCGUAUUAUCGACGUUAGCGGCGAGUGCUCGCAAUGGCCUCGAUCUUAGGAGAAGGAACGGGCCCGGGAGGCCCCGGGCCCUCCCGAUGCCUCCUGCUGCUGCAGAGGUCCCUGGCGAUUCAGUUGACCAGAGGCCCGCCUCCUCACGUCGCAAACGCCGGCCAACGGGAAAGUUCAAAGGAACAUCCGGCCGAUGAAAUGUGGAUGUACGAUAAGGGCUACAAUCUGUUUCAAAGCUUCUUGGAAGCGAAUUCCAAAUGCUGGUGGAAUGCGGCUCUGGUGGACGCGACUCGGCAGCUCAGGUACAAAGGCCACGUGUCGCCGGGCGUGCUGAUGGUUAGCGGACCGCCCUGCGCCCUCGAGGUUUUGAGGGCGGCAUGGGCGCGAAACGUUCUACGACCACCAGCGGACCACUCGAUCACCUGCCUCGGUGAUAUAGAGGAUUGUCUGGUGGCUCCAGUUUCCCAAGGCCAGUUCACGCCGCUGCCAGAAGCCUUGUGCUGGGCGAUUCUGGAGCUGACUUCCCAGAGGCAGGCGGCGACCUUGGACACUUUGAGAUCAGCCCUGAGGAAUGCCUUCCCGGCGAUGCAGAGACCCAGCCGGGAGCUCGUUUACGACGCGCUGGCGAAGCUCAUGCAGGAGCGUAAGAUCUAUCACACGUCUCAGGGGUAUUUCGUUGUAACGCCUGAGACCAAGAGGCUCAGACGCGACUCCGGUAGCUCCAGGCGGUGUUCCAGGGACGUGAACGGGUCCAGGGGUCAGGGUAGCAUGCUGAUGAGCAACGACGAAGCGGUGGCACUUGUGCACGGCGAGAUGCUCACGCUGCGAGACGGUGAUGUCACGCAUCAGGCUGUACAGACAAACCUGGCGGACGUUAUUUGCGGAGGGAAUCCGAACGACAAGGUCCUGUUCGCGAGGUGCCGGUCGAUGCCCAGCCGUCUCGAGAGGCGACACUCUCUACGGCUUUGGGGCUCGGCCAGGCGUUUGCACAGAAGCGGCAGUUCACGGUCUCUGCCGCGAAGACCCGAAAGAAGCGACACGUCUUCCAGCGCGGAAUACGCCAGCACGGACAGCGCACCUCACAGCCCAACUAGCUUUUCUGGGAUUUUUUCAGAGAAGAUAGGCCUGCUGUCUAGGCUCUUUCGGCGGAGCACGCGGAGGAAGGGCGCACCGUUAAUGGGCACUUUCAGUGCUCAGUAUCCCCCCACCGAGUGGUUUAAUCCGCGCGUUGUGCAUUUGCAUAGCGUUGCCACGCAGACGAGGGCCGCCAGCCCUUCGAUGAUGGAGGGUCUGGACCAGUCGCAGGCCAGUUUCCAAGUGUGGGACGACUCGAGCUCGGUGCGAUCAGCCACUCUACCGAGACGACACCGGCGUCAGGCUAGCGGUGAUUCCUCGAGCUUGUUGGCCAACUCGACGCCAAGAAGCUCCCGAAGGCAUCGGUCACCAUGCUCCACCCUGCCGCGAUCCAAGUGUUCCAGCUUGAGCAGAUGCACAUCCAGAGCGUCCGUGUUACCGCCAGGUACCGCCAAUCAGGAUGCCUAUCAAGCGCGCAAUCAGACACAGAACGACAAGAACUCGACCAACUCCUCGCCGAGCAGAAGCGGCGGCAGCUCGGGUUCGGUCAGAACGAUGAACGCGAGUCCGGCCAAGACGAGUACAUUGAGCAGGCCCAACACCAGACAAUCUAAUUCUAGAAGGCCGAGUCACGAUUUCAGCAACAGCGGUACCAAGUCGGCCAACAACUCUCCCCAACAUAAGGUACUACAAAAAACUUCAUCGGGUCAUUCGUCUCACUCCAGCGGCAAAUCGGUGUCCAGCACGAAGCUGACUUGUUCACCGUUGAAGACAUCCACGCUACCCACGAAAUCGUCACCGCUCAAAAUCGUUCAGCAAGGUUCGCUGACUCCUCUGCAAGAGGCGCAGAACUCGAUAACCCUUCAAGUAUCUACCAAUCUGAGCCCGUCGUCGCAAGAGCAACGAACGAUACAGAAUAGCGUGACGCUGGCCUCCAACACGACCAGCACGACGACCAUUUCCGGCUCGCCCGGCACGAAGAUCUAUGUUCACCAGAACAACUCGCCAAUGAGGUCCGUGAUCACUUUCGAGAACGGCACGGUGAAGACGAAGAUUGCCGAGAAGGAAGUUAUCGAUUGCAAGGAGAAGCAAGAGAGAGAGUUAGUAGCCGAGAAGGCCUACAAGACUCGCGUGGACGAUGAGAAGCUCUUCAAGUCGAAGCUAGACGAGGAGAAGCUGAACAAACCGGUCAAAGUCGAGCGUCCAUCGUCGCUCUACACACCGAAGGAACCAAAAACGAGUCUUCUACUAUCGGAAUCCGACAAAGAGAACAAGCCGAAAGUCGAGGAGGAAGUGCCUAACAAGCUAAAGUUAACAAACCGCCUUAAUAACAGUCAAGCGCAUCUAAUCGAUGGUUCCACCAACAACGUCGACAAGAACGCCUUGGCGCACGAGGCCGCCGCGUUGUCCACCACGAAGAACACCAACGACGCGAUGAACAACUCGCGCAAGCUCAGUUUAUCGCUAUCGAAGGACGCGUUGAGUUACCGUAACCUGCUGCAUCCCGGCUCGAAGAACAAUAUCGCCUCAAAUCCGCCGUCGCCCACCAAGUCGUACGACGGUUUCGGCGGCUCCUUCAACGACGUCUACAUCGAGAACCUGGAGACGGUGAAGCAACAGCGAGCACCUCAGGGUUCUGAGCCCAACUUGGACAAAACUGUGAGUCGAGGAUCGGAUUUGCAUUCUUAUCCCAGUCUCAGUGACAUGCAGGUACAAUUCACCAGCCUGGCAGCGCAGAAGAUUCUCAAGGGCUGCCCGAUCAACAGCGUGGAUACUCUAGUGGAGGUGAACAUGGCCGCCGCCGAUAAGCCUAACAACUGCGACGUUACGGUUCACACGGACUUCGGCCUCGUUUGAAUUUUAUCCUCGUAAACAUUCCGUCGAUUAUUAUCCCAUCCGGGCAUAUUACGUCCAUGAAAAACAACGUGCCUCGAGUCAAACAAUAUUGAAACGCCGCUAACGCCUUGCUUUUCGUACGUCAGAAUAGGGAGUUGUUUCCUUUUUUAAUAGAAAAGCCACGGCUUGCGUAAGAAUGUUAAUACACGGAACACGCGUAACAGUUACCAGUGAUCUGUCGCUUACUUACAUUCCUCCCCUUUUCACAUCCGUGUUUCCGAACAAUCGCUGUACCUCUUUUUUUUUUUUUAAUAUUAUUACGGCGAUUAUGUCAAAUAGAUAAGAAAAAGUAGCAUCUAGAAAAAUACGAUCAAACUUUUAACUUUGCUUGCCUUACGAAGUAGACCUUGUCUUCUAAAAAUGUUGUUCCUAAAGAUAAGAUGUGCAUGUGUAUCGAAUUUAUACAUAUAUUGAAACUCAAUAUAAAUUAUUGCGUGAACUAAACAACACGAAACAAAACCUAUGAAAUGUACGUCAUUUUAUUUUCGCGCUUUGUACUUGAAAAUUUUUAAUUUAAAACGGAAAUAUUUUUUCCGAUUUAUUGUUAAAACAAACAGUUAUCACUGCCCCAUUUUUUUAAUCACAAGAUACUGCAAAGAUAAUGCGAGAUCGUCUUUUGAUAAUUUAAAUAUACAUACAGAUGCAUUUACUCGUUUCAAGUUCCAAACAUAUUUAAGGAUUCAAAAGACGCGUAUGUCACAACGUUGUAACACCAGCGGUUUUGCGUCGCUUUGCUCGAGCUAAAGCGAUUUGUCAAAACAACAUUUCAUGUACAACACUCACGUGACCCGCAAGUGAAAAGAGAGAAACAAAACGUGAAAAUUUUAUCGAAUUAAAACACUGCCAUUUUACGUAUUUACGACAAAAAUAAUUUUCAAUAAAAUCAAGUGGUACAGCAAAGUUUUGUAGCGAGAGAUAUAUAGAUAGGGAUUCUUAUAAAAUAAUAAUUCCUCGAACAAUAAUAUUGUACUAAAGCGAGGAACAAUAUCUUUUUCAUCAGGCGCAUUAUUAUAAGCGCACAAGCAACUAAUAAUAUACAUAAAUUAAACGUAAUACCGUCCUCAGAAAAUCCGUAGUAAAGAAAAGACCGAGGAUGAUCACGAGACUUGUAAUUCUCGCUGCAUUGCACAGUAGAGAUUUGAUAUCAAAUAUACAUAUAUUGUAAACAUAGUGUAGAAGAAGGGCGUUUGCUUGAAACGCAGCCGGUACCAUUCGCAAUUAGUGCAAUCGUAAAUCUAUAAGUGCCAAAACGUAUCGUAGUACUUAACGACAACCGCCUUAACAAAUCCAUUCGCACGACCAUUUCGCGGCACUCGCCGACGAGGAGGGCGGCAAUGACAAUUUCGCAAAUACAAACAAACCGCGAGAAAAAAAAAGAAAGUAAUGCUAGGCAUUAAUUGUGAAGCCGUAGUCUUAAAAAAAUAGUAGACAAUUAGGCAAGUACGGCAGAGAAAA
This is a messenger RNA of Linepithema humile (Argentine ant), 5087 nucleotides long. RefSeq names its product Stork-head domain-containing protein knockout (gene knockout). Gene Ontology annotation, biological process: regulation of transcription by RNA polymerase II. Gene Ontology annotation, molecular function: RNA polymerase II transcription regulatory region sequence-specific DNA binding. The record is from RefSeq and is a predicted model, not a curated record. Gene Ontology annotation, cellular component: cytoplasm; nucleus. Lineage: Eukaryota; Metazoa; Arthropoda; Insecta; Hymenoptera; Formicidae.